Messenger RNA from Funneliformis mosseae, 1068 nucleotides. The record is from the annotation of a GenBank genome assembly. NCBI's taxonomy places the organism in Eukaryota, Fungi, Glomeromycota, Glomeromycetes, Glomerales, Glomeraceae.
AAAGAGGCGUUAUUUCUUCGUGAUGAUCAUAUUAACGCCCUUGCAAGCCGAGAGCUUUCUGGUUCAAAUUUUCUCAAGUUGAUCACGGAAAGGCUUAUUAAUCCUCCUUAUAACUUUCUUGAUGGACCAGCAGAAAGAAUAGUGGAUUUUGUUACUCGAUUAAACGACCAAAGGCUUCUAAGUCUUGAAGAAUAUUUAUCGUAUCCUCCGCCAUAUAUCACAUAUUCUCCACAUGGUACUAGCUCGACAAGUUCUACAAAUGCAGUCGGUAACCCUCCGGAUGAAGUGACACUCUGGGAAGACUUCCUCGAAAAUGUAAAUGAGUAUAUGUUCGACCAAGAACAAAAAUUCCAAAAACCGAUAUUUAAUACAAAAUUUAAGGCAACCUUUGAAGAAAUUGUUCGCAAUGCUUUUAAUGUAAACAUUUGUAUGAUUUUGAAUGAGGUUAUCACAGAUUGUGAGUUUGCAAUGCGGGGAGUUCAAGGUACUGGUAGCCCAAAUUUUGCUUGCCACAAAAAAGAUGAUGAUAAACUGAUCAUGGCAAUUGAAAUCAAGAGAUAUCACAUUUUACUAGGUAUCAAACCUGAUCAAACAUUACCCGAAUUUUAUAAAGAGGAUGCUAAAGCAAGGAUGGUGAUACAGCAAAUUUACAACUACUUGUCAGAAAACCAGCUUAAAUACGGAGCACUUUCUACUUACGAUAAUAAUUGGUUUGUUAAGAGAGAGCAUAAACGUCUAUAUAUUUCAAAGUCACCUUCAUUGGAUUCAACACGUCCACCAAUUCUCAAGAGCUACGCAUAUCUAGCUCGGCUAGCAAAGCGUGACCAUUAUUCUCUUCAUUCUAGCAUCAUUCCGCAAAUUGACGAUUCACAAUAUAAUCUUCGAAAACGUUCACACGAUGAUUCUGAUGAUGAUCGUUAUGAUUCUAACUCAAAUCCACAACUCUCUAGAAGUCAACGAUCAUCUUUCAAUCGAUCAUCUUCCGGUACUUCUGGAAGUCAACAAUCAUCUUCCAAACAAUCAGCUUCUAAACAAUCAUCUUCCAAUACCUCUGGAAACAAAACAUGA